AUGGCCGAAGAAGGGUAAGGUGGAGGAGGAAGAACUAGGAAAAGGAGCAGCAGAAGAAGAAGUGGUUAAAAAAAAAAAGAAAAAAAGAAAACAUCAGCGACUCUUGACUGUGUGUGAACAAACAAGGUUACACAGUUAUCUGAGGAAACAGCCUGAUGCAUGAUGUAAGCUGUGUGGUGUUUAAAAGCCUCCUGAAACCCUGGAAGUGGCUGCUGAUAUGGUGGACCUGAGACUGGCUCCAAGAAGCCCCCAGUCUCCAUUUUUCAUGAGAGUCUGGGGAAACGUUGCCACAGAUUAUGGAUCGAGGAUAUCACCUUCCAUGAGUUUCCAGUUUUACAGUGCUUCAGUCAAACAGCUGUAAGGGACAUGGAGUGGGAAGCAACUGAGAAAGAGAUGGAUGGAGUUACAGACACUGACGAGGACAUCCCUAAAGGAGAUUCCACCUUUGUGACCAAAUCUAGUCAGUGUGAGGACAGACAGACUGAUGAUGACUACGAGCAGGAGAACACAAACGCCAGUUUCAAAUCUCAGGACACCCCAAACCCAGCCACCCCACAAGAUUUCGGAAUUGAUGAAGCAGAGUAUUGUGGACCUGCAGCAGACAAAGAGGACACUGAGCAGGCUUCGGACUGGUUAGAGCAUGACGGCGCUACAGAUCUUGAAAACUCACAGGUUCAAGAGGAAGACGAUAUUGAGAAGGAGCAGCACAUGAAUGGAGAGUCUGGCUGGAGGAGCCUUGGAGGAGGACGGAGAUGCAAACUGAAGAGCAGUGGUUCAUUUUCAGAGCAGAGCAGUCAAAGUGCUUUUGCCUCUUUUCAAAAAAGCAAUGUUACAUCCAGCGGUGGCCGGCACAAGCAGACCCGCAGACGUCACCACCACCAUCAGCAGAACCGGAGCCGCAGGCGGACAGGCAACCAGAUCAUCUUAGCUUUCAAGGAGAUGCUGUCAGAGUCUCUAAGCUUCUGGUGCAUCUCCUGCGUCCACAUGAUGAUUGAGAUUAUUGUCACAUUAACUCACAAUUGUGGAGUCUGUGUGGAGGCUGUAGGAGUGAAACUUUAUAACUUUGGAUUGCAGCUUCUUUCAAAGAUCACAGAUAUACGCGGGUUGAAGGCGGAUGCCAGUCGGAUUUUGAAAUGGACUAAAUGCACAGGAGUAGACGUGGUGGAUAAAAUUGUCAGGUCGGUGAAGUGGGUAAAGACAGCUGCCUUAUCUUGUUUCAGACUUUUCAGUUUUUUGGCUAUUCUCGGGUCCCAGUGGGCAAAGGGUGUGGUGGUCCGACUUGGUGGAGAGCGGGGAAAGCGCUACUGGACAUCUUUUCAGGAUUUAAGGUUUUGGAAGCGGGUGGUUUCCCUGCUGGAGAGAGUUCAGAGACGGUUCAAGAGAGACGCCCAUGCACCACCAUCCACACAUGAGUCACCUGGCAGAGCAGGGAGGGGCCAGUCGGGCCAGGAGCUGGAUAGACUGCUGGCAUUGGCCGAGAUACCGGAGAAUGAGCUUGACCCCUUUACAGUGCUCGGUGUUGAGGUACACGCUUCUGAGGCUGAGCUGAAGAAAGCCUACAGACAGCUGGCUGUCCAGGUCCAUCCAGACAAAAAUAAACACCCACGAGCUGGAGAGGCGUUCAAAGUAUUGAGGGCUGCCUGGGAUAUUGUCAGUAACCAAGAGACCCGACGAGAGUAUGAGUUGAAACGCAUGGCAGCAACUGAGCUCUCCAAGUCCAUGAACGAGUUUCUCACUAAACUGCAGGAUGACCUGAAGGAAGCCAUGAACACCAUGAUGUGCACCAAGUGUGAAGGCAAACACAAGCGGUUCGAGAUGGAUCGUGAAGUGACGGAGGCCCGGUUCUGUGCUGAAUGCAAUCGUUGCCAUAGCGCUGAGGAGGGGGACCUAUGGGCCGAGUCUAGCAUGUUGGGCCUUCGCAUAACAUACUUUGCCUGUAUGGACUGCAAGGUCUAUGAUAUAACAGAGUGGGCAGGUUGUCAAAGAAUAGUAAUUUCUCCUGACACUCACCGUGUGCCCUAUCACAUCUCCUUUGGUUCAAAGAACAACAGCAGCGCCACACGACACAGGACGACCUCGGAGAAUGCCACAGGUCCAACCAAUCCCGCUGACUUGCAGGACUUCUUCAACCGCAUCUUCAAAGGAGGACCUCCUAAUGACAUGGCUGCCAACGGGGGCUUCUUCCCCUCAGGGCCCCCUCCUCAUCCCCCACCUGGUGCUGGAGUUCCGCCGUUCUCUCCUCCCCCAGGCCAGACAGGCUUCAAUAUGCCGGGGGGUCCACGGCCAGAGCCCAGCGAGACUUGGGCUGAAGGCGGCAAACCCCCCAGGAGGAGGAAGAAGGUCCGGAAACCCUUCCAGAGGUGAAGUCUGUUCACUCCUCACGGUAUCAAUAAAGCAACACAGGGACACAAUAAAUAAUGGCCAUGUUUGUCUAUCGCCUGCCUUUUGGCAUGCCAAGAUCUGGACUGAAGGAGAUGAAUGUGGGUAAGGAUCAGCCAGAGGAGAAAGAGACUGGAUCCUGAAGAGGAGUGUGUGUGGACUGAAUAUAGUAUUGAAGGAGGGCUGAAGAGGUGGUACUGGUGGUGCUUUACCUCUCAUUUUAUCUUAUUUUUCUGUUGGUCUUUAAGACAUCUGUAGCCUUGGCAUUGAAAUCCUUUUCAGGAUACUGUCACGAAACAUUUUCAUAAUCUCCUGCCAAAUCCUGCGACGCAUGAUUUACUCACCUGCAUUUUUACACACUUCAGUUCUCUCAGUUGUGUUAUUCAUAUGGUUAGUUUAAUACAUCAACUUUAGACUGCAGAGUCGGACUUUGAAAAACGGAUCACAAUAACUGACAUGAGGAAGAGGAGAGCAACACCACUGUGUCAGUGUAACUAACGUUUCUGGCAUGUGGAUCCCAGAAUAUUUCAACAAGGACUCCAACACAUCUAAAUUGACAAAAACAGCAGUUUGAGAACUUCUCUGGUAGGCGGCACACAGGCAGCGAACACUUUAGGUAUCAAUGGGUCAAUGGAAGUCAAAUCUCCUGAGACAACCAGUGUUCAAGCAUAUUUUGGCAUCAUUAUUAUUAUUUUUAACAAGAAAAUAUCUUCUUCAAAAUAAUUUAUCAUAACAUUUAUUAGAGAUUUUUCUAUGGUGACAUUUGGUGAAAUGAAAAUAAAAAAAUUUGGUCAGGUCCAAUGGUUAAAUGUUUUUAAAACACAUGUUAUUUCUUUAUGAGGAUCAGAGUCACUGUCACAACCUGUAUCCACUCAUCCAGAAGAAGUUAUGUUGGAGCUGAUUUGUAUCUGGAUAUGAAUCACCUCCAUCACGAGAGAAAACUCGCAACAUUAGGUCUGUUGUUCAGGGUUACAUUUAAAACAUGUCAAACCGCCCAGUUAGAUGAUGUGAAAUGAACCUGUGAUGCUGUCGAGAUGUUAAAUUUGGAAAUGAUGGAUUGAAAAUUUUACUUGGCUUUAUUUAUUUUGAGACCCACUGAUUUAAACAUGUUGAAUCUGCCUGAUGUUUAUUGUCUCAGACCCAGAUAAGGAUUAUAAUCACAGCACAGGUCCAGUUCAAACAGCAGCAGUGAAUUUAAUGGUGUUUAAAGCAUAAUUGGUGACGCCUUGACAGUUUGAAAUGUUGAUAUACUGUAUUUUCAGUAGUUUAAAACACCAGAGUAGUACAGAUGUAUACUGCCCCCUGUUGAUCCACUUUGCAGCCUGUUGAAAAAACAUCAACUAAUACAACAGGUAACCACUACCUGAGUCUUAGAUGUAUUAUCUAAUUUAAUAUCAGACAUGCUUAUUUCCUAAUAUUGAGGGAAAGUAGCCUUUACAUAAAUCCGAAACAGAGACUUUGGAUCAUGAGCUACACAGUAAAAUGCAGCAGUAAAACAAUAUUUAGAAUCUGCGUAGAAUCAUGAAGUUGUUAAACAUUUCAGGCUUUUUAAAAUAUUUUGUGGAUUAAUUACAAUUGAAUGACGGCUGUGACAUCAGAAAUGGCAGUUUAAACGAUUUGAGACAAGAUUUGUUUCCAUGCUCAUAUACUCUCAGUGGCUUCUGGCAGUUUAUAAUUAAUAUUAACAUCCUGACUUAUAAAUGGUGUGUUGUCAUGUUUAAACACCGAUUUCAAAAUGUCAAGGUCACACUUUCACCGUAAAUCUAAUCUUAACCCUCACAAUUUAUCUCCUAAUCUCCCCAGUGUUACUUUUUGUAACAACAUGGUCACUUGACUAAUAAGGGGUUGUAUUUUGGUUUUGGUUUGAAAUGACACUUUAAUCUUCAUCACAGGUAAAUUUAGGAGCUGUUAUUGUUUACACCUGAUAUGUGAUUGUAGUGAUACAAGACAUUUGACAAAAGCUAUUUUUUAUAUUGACAAUUGAUGAUGAGAUAUACCAUGUUCAGUUUUUCUUUCUUUUGUGUUAAUUUUGCACAUCCACCCCUGUACUAAACAUCCCAGGGUGUUUUUGAACAGAACACUCCUCCACUAACAGCUGAGUGGGAGGUGUAGCUCGCCGAGAUCUUUUUCGGUAGAAAAUGGAUGUUUAGAGAUUUUUGUUUUGGAAGAGUGCGUUUGAAUAAUCCGACCAUGACGCUUCAUUUUUCACUCUGAAGAUACCCCAAUAUGUGAACUGUUUUAGUGGGUUUGGGUGGUUGCCUCAAAAGAUGAGCCUUUGUUGCAGAUAUUGUGCAAGUUCGUUGAACCACAUUUUUCUUCAUGAGUCACUUUUUGUUCCUUUUGUACAUCCGGCCAGCUUCCCAGACGUGGAUUGAGUAAAUUUAAUCUCAAGUUUUUCUAGCAUCACAGAUUGAGAGUAAAACAGUCCUGUAUUAAAAACAUUCUAUUAAAAAACGAUUUAAUAGUCUGAAGGCAGAUCAGGGGCAAACUAAGACCAUGAGAGGUACAAAAUUUGAUUUCCAAGAUAUCAGACUUCAAUUCAGAUUAUCAAAGCAGACAAAAAUCUACGAAAAUGCUUUUGCAAAUUUGGUGCAUUUGUUCCAGAUUCCCCUGCAAUUUUUAGGACUGAAGUUCUUAUCCACCUUUUCACCUUUAAAUUUGUUUAAACAUCACUAUAUACUGUGUCUGCCCAUGUCUCGGAAAACUGGACACUUCCAGAUGUCCACCUUGACUUGAGAAUGUACAGUGCUGUAUGUUAAAGGUAGCAGUUUGAAGUCCAAGAAGUCAAAGGAAGAGCCAACACAAGAGAUUUUUUUUUUUCAGGUUUUUAAACAGAAUAUGCAGAAGUAUUGCAAAAAAAAUAUCUGACAAUCAUCAGGGUUUUUUAGUAGGGAAUAAUGUGGCGAGUUCCCUGGCUGGCAAACAGUUUUCAAAAUAUCGCUGUUGGGUUUCGUUCCCCCGCUUUCUCCGGUUUUCAAAAUAAAGAUGAUUUCCUAUAUGCACAA
This is a messenger RNA of Platichthys flesus (European flounder), 5384 nucleotides long. RefSeq names its product DnaJ (Hsp40) homolog, subfamily C, member 14 (gene dnajc14). The coding region runs from base 367 to 2364 and encodes 665 amino acids. Lineage: Eukaryota; Metazoa; Chordata; Actinopteri; Pleuronectiformes; Pleuronectidae. The record is from RefSeq and is a predicted model, not a curated record. Gene Ontology annotation, molecular function: dopamine receptor binding. The transcript has 7 exons.